Molecule: messenger RNA, 1182 nt
Organism: Nelumbo nucifera (sacred lotus)
Lineage: Eukaryota; Viridiplantae; Streptophyta; Magnoliopsida; Proteales; Nelumbonaceae
Source: RefSeq, a predicted model, not a curated record
AUGGUGAUUGGCCCGCCCCUCUUCACUUUUAAUUCAGAGAAGAGAAUUCCCCACAAGACGUUAAAUGCCGACGAUGAUGUUGACGAUUGGAGUCCACAAUUACCAACAGUACUGAUUGAUACAAAUGAUACGGAGGAAACACCCAAUCUGGAUUUGUCCAGCAAUUGUCUUUGUGACCACACUGAUCAGUUGAGGGAGGUGAAUCAAAAUUCUGGCAAAGGAGACUACUACGACACUGAGAGUCUGAGACAGGCAUAUACAAAGGUUGCCAAUCCCAUAAACAAUACGAAUAGUGGAACAAAUACUAUGAAAAUUACCACAAAAAAACCAAUCCUCAUCGUCUUCUUCAUCCUCUCUUCGGCCACAUUACUCAGGCUCCUCAAAAUCACAGCCAAUACUUCUUCAUCUUCUCACUCAACCCCAGCUCUACCUCAAAUUCUUAGUGAUGAUGGAUGCUCCUUUUCAUCCCCAAAAUGCGCGCAGUUCUCCUCACUUGUACCUCGCGCAGUUACAUGCCACGCUAACUCCUCUAUUGCAGCCACCCUCUCAGAGAAGGAAUUCCAGCUCAUGUCAAAUGUUAUCUCUCUUAGAUCCCCCUGCAACCUCCUAGUGUUUGGUUUAGGACCCCAGCUCCUUCACCUAUCUAAUCUCAAUGCCGGUGGCACUACCAUGUUUCUUGAAGACGACCCAGAAAAGCUCAACGCAUUCACAACGAACUCCAAAGCCGGCGGCACUCGCAUCUGCAAGGUGGAGCACCAGAGAGUUUCAGGAGAAGCAUACAAACUCCUUAAAGAAGCAAGGGCAGACCCAGCUUGCAGUCCUGGAGCGGGAUCUCUGAAAAUCUCAAAUUGCCAAUUGGCAUUGACAAAGCUACCGAGGGAGGUAUACCGGUUGAAGUGGGACGUGGUGGUGGUGGAUGGACCGAGUGGAGACAGUUUAGAGGCACCAGGCAGGAUGACCACAAUCUACACGGCUAGUAUGAUAGCAAGGGCAAGGGCAGGGAAUAUCACAGAUGUAAUUGUUCAUGACGUAGACCGGACAAUUGAGAAGUGGUUUUCUUGGGAAUUUCUUUGCGAUGAGAAUUUGGUUUCUUCUAAAGGGAAACUUUGGCAUUUUAGGAUCAAAGGUAACCCGAGCUCUGCAAAUUUUUGUUCUAGUACUGCGAGUGCAAGGAACGGUUGA